Andrographis paniculata is the source of this 1159-nucleotide messenger RNA. Its product is annotated as GDSL esterase/lipase At5g14450-like. NCBI's taxonomy places the organism in Eukaryota, Viridiplantae, Streptophyta, Magnoliopsida, Lamiales, Acanthaceae. The record is from RefSeq and is a predicted model, not a curated record. Gene Ontology annotation, molecular function: hydrolase activity, acting on ester bonds. Bases 1 to 1128 code for a protein of 375 amino acids. The transcript has 5 exons.
AUGGUAGAAGAUGCAACAAAAGUCCUGAUCCUUACUGUUUUGCUAGUUUCACCAGCUUUGGAUGCAGCAGUACCUCAGUGCAGUUUCCCAGCAAUAUACAACUUCGGAGACUCGAAUUCGGACACAGGUGGAAGCUCUGCGGCAUUCGACCUGGUUCCCCCACCCAAUGGUGAAAGCUUCUUUGGGAGACCUGCAGGAAGAGAAUGUGAUGGUCGCCUAAUCAUAGACUUCAUAGCUGAGCAUUUGGGGCUGCCUUAUUUAAAUCCAUACCUUGAUUGGUUGAGCACAAGUUACCGGCAGGGUGUGAAUUUCGCUGCUGGCAGAUCAACCAUACGUGGACAGAACAAAACCAUGGUUGAGCUCGGGACAAGUCCCUUCUCGCUGGAUGUCCAAAUCGCGCAGUUCGAUCAAUUUAAAGCUAAAGCAAGCAAACUACAACAGAGAGAAUCCAACGGUUGUAAGCUUUCGAAGCCUCAAGAGUUCUCAAGGGCUUUGUACACAUUCGACAUUGGCGAGAAUGACCUUAUUGCUGGUUUAAGAAUGCUAACUGAAGCCCAACUUCUUGCUGCAAUCCCAAACAUCAUUGAUCAGCUUGCUGCAGCAGUCACACAUUUAUAUCGACAAGGGGCGAGGAGUUUCUGGAUUCACAACACGGGACCAGUUGGAUGUCUCCCGGCAGCAACUUUCAAUGUUAGCAACCCGAAGCGCGGAUUCCUGGACAAAUAUGGAUGCAUCAGUGGCCAGAAUGCCAUGGCUAUUGAAUACAACAGACAGCUCAAAGGCAGAGUCAUCAGACUUAGGAAAGAACUUCCACAAGCUUCUCUCGUCUACGUCGAUGUAUACUCUGCCAAAUAUCACCUAAUCAGCAAUGCCAAAAACUAUGGAUUCAUGGACCCUAUGAAGAUAUGCUGCGGACAUCAUGAAAGAAACAUCAGUGUCUGGUGUGGACAAAGGAGAAUUAUUAACGGCUUAGAAAUCUUUGGUACCUCCUGUGACUCCCCAGAAUCACAUAUUAGCUGGAAUGGCCUACACUACACUCAAGCUGCAAACCAGUGGAUCGCCGACCGUAUACUCGAUGGUUCAUUUUCCGAUCCCCCGACACCAAUCGCUAAGGCCUGCCUAAUGUAAUUUAUUUCUACAUCCCAUGUUUGAUCCUUAA